UUUUGCAAAUUUUUUUUUAUUUUUGUACAAAGCGUAGAAAAACAAUGACUGAAUUUAAUUCUACACUUGUCAAAUGGCGCGUUGCCGCAUUAAGUUUGAAAAUUCGAAGAUCGAUUCAAACUAAAAUUUGUGGGAGUCCACCCAAACUUCAUUUAUUGAUUAUUACGUCUCUACUGUUCUUUGCUAAUUUUUAUUUUUUUUAAUCUUAUUUUCCUUACUUUUCUUUUAUUUUUCUUCCUUCUUCCAGGUAUUGACCUUUGAAAAAAUAUCCCACCACUCUUCCAUCCAUCAUCACCAACAAGCACCCAUCACCAGUCUUCCAACAACCACCCAUCACCACUCUCAACCACCAAACACCACCCAAAAUCCCACUCUCAACCACCAAACCCCACCCAAAAUCCCAUCCCGUCACAACACCUAAACCAGUAUACCCCCAUUGAAAAAAAUAAUAAUAAUAAAAAAUAAAAAAGCAUUAACCCAUCUGCUUCGCGAGACAGCCCCGCCGGAAUCGCGCAGUCACCGACAGAACUUAACCCACAGCCGUCGUCGUCGGAUUUGAGGGUUUUGCCGUCGGAAUUUCACGAUCCUUUUUGCUCGUCGGUUGCCGUUCAAUUACGCCAAGAAUAGAUCCUCGUAGCUUCGUUGUCAUCCGAAUCCUCUCUGGUUGCCGAUCCAAUCACAGCCAUUGCCGUCUUGAAGCUUUCUUCCUCGCCGACGUGAAGCCCCCACUGGUCGUCGCUGGAAGUUUUUCUGGGUCUGUUAAAUUGAUCGUUUGGUACAGUGUAUUUGGUAAUAAGUAUAUAAAAAAAAUUAAAAAAAAAAACGAGGCUUGUUUGGUUACAUACACAGCACUAUCCCAAUUCUGAAAUCCGUACAGCACUGAACCAGUUGUGCCUACACUAGUUUCAUUCAAUAAACUAGCUUGAAAAAAAAAAAAAAAUACAGAUUGUUGAUUCGGAUGGUGGGCUAAUUUGGGAGCAUUCAACACUUGGAUAUUCUUAUUGGAGCGCGUGGAAUCAUGACAAACCAUUACUUUGUCGUCCAGUCCAUGGCUCGAGUGAAGACUGUUGCUCGCUGGCAGUAUCAAUGCCGAGUGCGACAGCGAGUGGAGGAGCCUGAGGAGCAUGAGGAGCCAGCUCUAGCUCAGUCUGAGCGUUCUGUUUCUUCUGCUUCUGCAGCUUCAUCUUCUUCAUCGGCCGAUAAGGCUGAGCAUAUACAACCUCCUUCACCACCACCAGCACAGCCCGGCCAGGUCCGAGAUAGACCUAUCAGGAGAUACUCACACCUUUCAGUGGCGCAUGAGUCUGUCUUUGACACUGUUUUCUUUUCCCAGUCAAUUCUAACCAAGGCCGUCUUCGAUGAGAUUGACCGGCGCGGCAUUUCAGCUAUUUUGGCUCCGGUAGGCUACCCUAUUUACCUACGGCUCGUCCCGUUGUUCUACCAGAACCUUCAGCCGACCCCAAGUAAUCUAUAAGAGUUACGGACUACUAUUGAUGGCCAUCUUAUCCGUAUCACUAUUAAGACAUUGGCCACAUCUUCUCGAUGCCCACACGUCUGCCCUCCUGGCCUUUAGUAUCUUAUUCUCCGGAGGCCAUCUGACACAGAUAUGGCCAUUGCACUGACUGGCCCUUAUAGUGAUGGCGAGACAUUCGCCACCCGGACUUAUUUGCCCGAUGAUUUAUGGUUCUUCGACUCAGUCUUGUACCGAAAUGUAUUUAUGGCAGGCCAUAAAUCCAACGGCGUUCAGAUUUUCUUCCAACCUUCUACACCUUCUAUACAGGCCAUUGGUUUUCUGUUCCUACACUUUACUGGAGUGUCAUGAUGAGAUUGUAUGCGAGCUUCAUCAGCAAGACCAAGCUUGGGUGAGCCACUUUCCUUCCCUUCGAACAUCUGAUUACCCAGAUCCUCCGAGAUCAACAUUAUCCUUUUCAUGUAGCAAAGCAUCCUGAGUCAGAGGCUUGCCGCUAUGGCAAAAAGGAUUGGAACAAGAGCUACGAUGCUUUCAUAAAGAGUCUCGAGGAUGAGGCCAUCUUGGCAGCAAAGGAGGUAGAGUUAGCAGCGAUGGAUGAGCAGGCAGCAGUAGUAGCAGCAGCGGCAGAUGAUCCAGCAGACCCACAGGUGGUUCCGGAUGCAUAUAUAGAUAUAGACUUGGAGCGGGAGCCUCCAAUAGAGUCAUUGCAUCACUUUCUAGCAGGGUCGCCAUUACAUUCUCAGGAGCUGAGUCAGGAUGUACCUCAGUUUCAUUAUCCAGUCAUUCCUAACACUCUAGUCCAGACACCUAGCCUAGGAGAGUGUAUCCAGACAUUGGAGGAUGCGGUUGUCUCUCUCCAAGCAGAUGUGACUACUCUCCGCUCAGACAUACUGACUGCGCUGCAGGGCAUUUCCAGAGAUAUCCGGGGAUCACGCUCCACCAGAUCGACCUCAUCUGCUUGAUCUCUAUAUCUCUCUUUUAUCAUUUUAUAUAUCUGUGCUCCUUGACUAUUAUUUUGAUACUGUUAUUUUUGCGACUAGUCUGUUGGCCCAGAUCCUGUGUUGUACCUUAUACUGCUUUUAUUUUCUUUAUCUUAUGCAUGAUAUUUUUGGAUGUCAGGUUAUUAUAUUGAUCUAUUUAUCUGUGAUUGACUACAUUAUCAAGUGCAUCUUAGUGACUUCAGUAAGAGAGUGCUGCCCAAAUUUUUUUCAAAACCAUCCUUAUUCCUCUCUCCUUAGUUCAUUUAUUAUUCCAUUUACACUUGUAUGUCCAUUGUGCACUGUUAUUAUCUCCUUUGUUAUCUGAUGACCUUUUAUCCCAGUGCCAUCUUUUCAGGACCACAGUCAAUCCCAAGUUUGGGGGUUGUACCUCCCAUUUCGGAUACUUGUGUCCCGGCCAUUCCUUGCCUUAGCUGCACUGGUAUACUAUUUCCUUUUGGUUCUCUUUACACAUUGAGGACAAUGUGUCAUUUAAGUUUGAGGGUAAUGGGUGUUAUUUGUAGUGUUUGUUUUCAAUUCAAAAUUUUGAGCAUGACUUGUGUAUUUGAGUGAUUUUCUAUGAUUGGUCCAUGACUAGCUAUGAUUUUGAUCUUUUAAGGACUAUAUUGCUUAAAAUUUAAAAAUUGCUUAACUUGAGAGUCCAAUACUCCUUGUAUGCCUUGUGGAUGCCAUUUAGGAGUACAUUUUUCAAAAGAUUGAUAUCUUGCUUGUAUUUGUGGUCCACAUCAUCCUGAUUUUGUGAUUAUUUUGAGAUUCACUCUAGUAUUCUACACUAGCACAGGCGCACACUAGCAUUCAUUUGUGGGGUACAUACUUUAUUAAUUAUUGAAUUGGAUAAAUCCCAAUUGGGCUAGUAGUGCAUUGAAAGAUUUCAUUUUUGAUAAAGGUGGAUAACAAACCCUUUUCAUUGAGUAGCCGGGAUUCUAGCCUCAUCAAGCACUGAAUUUCUCAUGCCAAAAGGUGGAGGGCCUAAACCCUAGGUAAUAAUUGAAUGCUAAGAAAAAAAGAAAAAGAAGAAAAGUUGCAAAAGUAAUAAAAAGUGAGGACUUCUUCCAAAAUGUGAGAAGUGGGAAAUGAUUAGAUAGAUGUUGUUUUGAUUUGUAGCCUAGUUGAUUUAAGCUUGUAAGUCCUUAGGGGUGUUUAAACGCCUAAUGCCUUAAAGCCAUUUGGUUUGGGAGUCAUUAACCUAACGUUUGACCUCAUGGAUUGCUAGAAAGCUUAAUAGAUCAACACAUUGCACUAUGCUUCCAUCUUUGAUCCUCUAGGAUAAAAUAAAAAAUAAAAUAAAAUCGAGUGAAAAGAAUAAGCGCACCUAGGUCAAUAAAACUUUAAUAAAAGAUCCACUCUUUAUCUUGAUGAUCGGUACUAGAUUUGUGUGUUAGUUUAAGGGUAAGGAUGUAAUUAUUCUUUAGUUAGCUUAGAUAGCAACAAACUUGAUGCCGGUCCACUUAAAAAGGAUUCUAAUAUUGUUUUGAUUUGCAUGAUCAUUUUCUUGAUGUGUGGAGGACCAUACUUGCUUGUUUGAUGUUAAAAUUUUGGAAGAUUGCUUGGCAAUGGUUGAAAAAUUACAUACUUGAGGUAGUCUUCUCCCAAUGCUUGUUUGCAAUAUUGGUGCCUCUUUUAUGAGAAUGAGUUUAAUGUUUAUGGGUAUCAUUUCUGAAAACCCUCACGAGACUUCACUCGUCCACUAGGGGUAACCUAGGGGUUUAAAAGGCUUGUUACAUAUGCUAAAUGCAAUCGUGUUUCCUACGAAAGUGAUGUUAUCCAUUUAUUGCUUUCUAGAUUUAUAGUUGUAUAGUUGUUCAUUUCAUUCCUUUACUUCGUAGUUCAUUGCUAGGGACUAGCAAUAUUUAAGUUUGGGGGUGUGAUG
This is a messenger RNA of Cornus florida, 4339 nucleotides long. RefSeq lists its product as uncharacterized. Bases 1019 to 1474 code for a protein of 151 amino acids. Lineage: Eukaryota; Viridiplantae; Streptophyta; Magnoliopsida; Cornales; Cornaceae. The transcript is spliced from 2 exons. The record is from RefSeq and is a predicted model, not a curated record.